This is a messenger RNA of Parnassius apollo (apollo), 696 nucleotides long. The record is from the annotation of a GenBank genome assembly. NCBI's taxonomy places the organism in Eukaryota, Metazoa, Arthropoda, Insecta, Lepidoptera, Papilionidae.
AUGUGUCAAGAUAAAAAAGAUACAUUCCAGUCGGAGAGACUUUUUCGUAUAGCUUCCAACGCUUUGGAUAAUUUGGACUUUAUGAUCAAGAUUCUAUUAAAAGAGAUUGAUGGUCCAUCUAUACCAGAAGAAGUUUGUAUUGCCCUUGGAGGUACUCCAGUUACAUGUAAAGAAGUUUAUAGGCUUCUCUUGCCAAAUAUGUGUCAUAAACCACAGUGCCAUUCUCCAUGCAUAGCAUCUGAUCAGAAAAUUCAUAGGAGUGUUUUUAAGACGUUAGUGACAUCAGAUGUGUUGAGCAAAGUGCUUUAUAAUACAUUACCACCAACAAACCUGUACGUUUUCAUAAAGAAAAGAAAUGUAUGCAGUCAAGAUUUGGUCUGUUCUGACAGUUUUGUAUUUGUCAAUGGUUAUAAACUGCCAAGGAACUCUAAAGUUGUUGUUAUAGAUUUUAGGACUCAACAUCAAGAAAAUCUGUCAUGUUGUAAAGAUUUUCAGGUAUAUAAUAAUGACGUUAUAAAUAAAAAUCUAGUUAACUUAAAAAUAAGUGAAAAUGACAGUGAUCUGCCAAAAGAAGAUUACACUGAAAUUGAAUCAACAAACACAAUGAGCUGGUAUCAAUCUACUUAUGUUAUGAAAGGUUUCAGGGAUUGUACUGUCCGUGGUAGCUCUAUAACAAAUAAGUGGCUUGAGUUGUGA